This is a messenger RNA of Talpa occidentalis (Iberian mole), 5768 nucleotides long. It is a transcript of the gene GBE1, whose product is annotated as 1,4-alpha-glucan branching enzyme 1. Gene Ontology annotation, cellular component: cytoplasm. The record is from RefSeq and is a predicted model, not a curated record. Gene Ontology annotation, biological process: glycogen biosynthetic process. The transcript is spliced from 15 exons. Gene Ontology annotation, molecular function: hydrolase activity, hydrolyzing O-glycosyl compounds; cation binding; 1,4-alpha-glucan branching enzyme activity. The coding region runs from base 45 to 2021 and encodes 658 amino acids. Lineage: Eukaryota; Metazoa; Chordata; Mammalia; Eulipotyphla; Talpidae.
CACUCGACCCUCUCGGGCCUCGGCUACUCGGGCUGAGGCGGAAGAUGGCGGCUCCGGAGGCUCGGCCGGACCGCUCUGAGGGGGCGCUGGCUGCUGCUCUGGAGGACGUGCCUGAACUAGCCAGACUUUUGGAGAUCGACCCGUACCUGAAGCCCUUCGCCCCGGACUUCCAGCGCAGGUAUAAGCGUUUCAACCAGACUUUGGACAGCAUUGGAGAGAAUGAAGGUGGUAUUGAUAAGUUUUCCAGAGGUUAUGAAUCUUUCGGUGUCCAUAGAUGUGCUAACGGUGGAUUACGCUGCAAGGAAUGGGCCCCAGGAGCAGAAGGAGUCUUUCUUAGUGGAGAAUUCAAUGAUUGGAAUCCAUUUUCAUAUCCUUAUAAAAAGCUGGAUUAUGGGAAAUGGGAGCUGAUUAUCCCACCAAAGCAGAAUAAAUCUCCAUUAAUACCACAUGGAUCCAAAUUAAAGGUUGUUAUUAGGAGUAAAAGUGGAGAGAUCUUGUAUCGUAUUUCACCGUGGGCGAAGUAUGUGGCUCGUGAAGGUGAUAAUGUGAAUUAUGAUUGGAUGCACUGGGAUCCAGAGCACAUGUACCAAUUUAAGCAUUCCAGGCCAAAGAAGCCCAAAAGCCUCAGAAUUUAUGAAUCUCAUGUGGGAAUUUCUUCCCAUGAAGGAAAAAUAGCUUCUUAUAAACAUUUUACAUGCAAUGUACUACCAAGAAUCAAAGACCUUGGAUAUAACUGCAUUCAGUUGAUGGCGAUCAUGGAGCAUGCUUACUAUGCCAGUUUUGGGUACCAAAUCACAAGUUUCUUUGCAGCUUCAAGCCGUUAUGGUACUCCGGAAGAGCUGAAAGAACUGGUCGAUACAGCUCACUCAAUGGGUAUUACAGUCCUCUUGGAUGUGGUACAUAGCCAUGCUUCAAAAAAUUCAGAAGAUGGGUUAAAUAUGUUCGAUGGUACAGAUUCCUGUUACUUUCAUUCUGGACCUAGAGGGAAUCAUGAUCUUUGGGACAGUAGAUUGUUUGCCUACUCCAGCUGGGAAGUUUUACGAUUUCUUCUGUCAAACUUAAGAUGGUGGUUAGAGGAAUAUGGCUUUGAUGGAUUUCGUUUUGAUGGUGUUACAUCCAUGCUCUAUCAUCACCAUGGAAUGGGUCAAGGAUUUUCAGGUGGUUACCAUGAAUAUUUUGGACUACAUGUAGAUGAAGAUGCCUUAAUUUACCUCAUGUUGGCAAAUCAUUUGGUUCACACAUUGUAUCCAGAUUCUAUAACAAUAGCUGAGGACGUAUCAGGAAUGCCAGCUCUGUGUUCUCCCAUUUCCCAGGGAGGGGGCGGCUUUGACUAUCGAUUAGCCAUGGCAAUUCCAGAUAAAUGGAUCCAGCUAAUUAAAGAAUAUAAAGAUGAAGACUGGAAUAUGGGCAAUAUAGUGUACACACUCACAAACCGACGCUACCUUGAAAAGUGCAUUGCUUAUGCAGAGAGCCAUGAUCAGGCACUCGUUGGGGAUAAAACAUUGGCAUUUUGGUUGAUGGAUGCUGAAAUGUAUACCCACAUGAGUGUUCUGGCUCCUUUCACUCCAGUCAUCGAUCGUGGAAUACAGCUUCACAAAAUGAUUCGACUUAUUACUCAUGCACUUGGUGGAGAAGGCUAUCUCAAUUUCAUGGGUAAUGAAUUUGGGCAUCCCGAAUGGUUAGAUUUCCCCAGGAAAGGAAAUAAUGAAAGUUACCAUUAUGCCAGAAGGCAGUUUAAUUUAACUGAUGAUGACCUUCUUCGCUAUAAGUUCCUAAAUAACUUUGACAGGGAUAUGAAUAAAUUGGAAGAAAGAUGUGGUUGGCUUUCUGCUCCACAGGCCUAUGUAAGUGAAAAGCAUGAAGCCAAUAAGGUUAUCACUUUUGAGAGAGCAGGUCUUCUUUUUAUUUUCAACUUUCAUCCAAACAAGAGCUACACUGAUUAUCGAGUUGGAACGGCAUUGCCAGGAAAAUAUCCUUUUUUUAUGAGUGAAGUGAGAGAGUUGUACUUACAGGAGCUAUAAAGGUAACUUCCUUCCUCUCUACCUUUCCUGUCUCCUAAAAUACAGGGCAUAACUCACUUUUGUAGAAUUUUGUAGAACUGAUUUGGCAAGACUCAGGCUGGGAGAUGUGAGCAAAAGAAAUAACAGGUAGAAUAAUAUUAUGUCCUCUGUAUAUUCACUUACUCGUUUGUUCAUUUCAAAGGUACUCAUUGAGUAACUGUUUAUUGAAUAUCUGUGUCCAGCUCUGCGCUAGGUGCUGCAAAUAUAGGAAUUUUCCUAGCAGAUAAAGUCAUUGCCCUCAGGGAGAAUUUAAACUGCUGAUCAAGACAAAUAUUACUUGUAAGUUUGACAGUUAUUAUAAAAGGAAAAGGACAGUGUAUUUUAAACGGAUUAUGAAUUCCCAGACCCAUGGACAAAGUGGCAGAUUCAGGACCUAGCAACAAAUGAACAUACAUGUUUACACGCACAGUAGGAAUAAUGUGUUUCUCCCCUGAAGCCCUAACAAUGAUUAGUGUCUACCACCUGAGCCAGACAUCUGAAGUCAACAUGAAGCCCUGUGUGUUGGAGAGCCUCUGGCUGCAAUAAGAGAAAGCCCUAUUCAACUGUCUCAAGCAAUAAGGGAAAUUUAUUUUGUCACAUAAUAAAAGCUCUAGGGUCGGUGACCUCAGCACUGUGACAACAUUAUCAUGUUCCCUGGAUUGUUCUUUCUGAUUUCUACCUAGGGACAUCAGCCAUGUCCAAGGGCUGGCACCUGUUGUAGCUCAAGACAGUCAUGGCUCCAGAUCUCACCUUCAGACACAACAAAAGCCAAACAUUUUACUUUCAAUUUUUUGUGUCUCUUUUUAAGAAUAAAGUCACUUUAGCAAACUUCCUUUCAUAUUCUGCUGACCAGAAUUCGGUUACAUAGCCCAAAAAUAUUUUAGAAGGAGAAUCAUGUCACCAUGAUUGGCUUAAUCAGGAAUUCCCACUGAGUACCCAGGAAGUAGAUGCUGGUGAAGUGCUUACUUAGAUAGAACGUUUCUCUGGCAAUAAAGAGGAAAGGGCCAGUGUAUUCUGGUAAGUAGCCUGAGUCCCAGCCUGUAUGCUUGGUGACACUGAGGGUGGUGAGAUGUGGUUUCCUACCUUCUCCCCACCUAUCAGAUUGCCGUCCUACAGGAUGACAAAGUAUUUAAGAUGGGAGCUUGUAGCUAUAACUGAUAGUGCAAAUGUGCCUCAGUUAACACAGAAAAUAACAAAAAGCAAGGUAAUAGGAUUGCGUGCACUAAAAAUGAACUAUUCUGUUACAGUAAGCAUAUGUUCUCAACAUCUUUAUGAAGAAAUGCAAAUCCUAGUCUAGAUGCAUAGCAGUUUAUAAAUGACCCUUUUAGCUCCAUUUAGUCCCAAGACUAAAUGUUUCUAUACCUGACCAUGUAAUAUAAUCAAAAUGUAACUUUGAUUAGAAUCAAACCAAAACACAUUUAUAGAUCACUUAGGUUCUAUUGCAAUCAUUGUUAAACACUUUUCCUUGACACUAAGUGGGCGAGAAGGUGUGUAAAACCAGACUUGGAUGUAAGUCAUAGUGCAAUAAAUGGGACAAGGACAGGAAUGUUCCAUGGGAGAACAGAGGACAAGAAAAAGAAAAAUAAAUAAAUAAUUGAGAGAGGUUGAUUGAUUAAAGGAAAUGACCUUUAAGCCUGGACCUUGAGAAGUGGAUAAAAUUGUAAGAGAAAAAAAUUGAGGAAGGCCAUUUCAGCCUUUGGAAACCAUAGGAAAUCCUUAGAUAAUGGGCAGUACAGUGGAUUAAUUGGAGAGUGAUAACCAUAAAAAAGAGUACUAAGAGAUAAAGCUGAAAAGUUAGAUUGAGGUCACAUAAUAGAAGAUUUCAUUGCAAUAUUAAUUAGUUUAGGCUUUUUUUUUUUUAAUAGUCUUACAGCAAGUCACUGAAAGUUUUUGAAUUAGUGUGUCACUUAGUGAGGAUGUAUACUUUAGGAAAAGUUCUUAUAUACUCAGUGUGUAGGAGAGCUUUCAUGAGGAGAUUGGAAGUACAGAUAUUAAUUAUAAGAAAUUGCAGUACAUAUAAAAGAUAAUUAGGGCAUUUACUAACAUAAUGGCAAUAAGAUAGAAAGAGAAAUAUAAAGCCCUUUCUUAUGGUGAAAGAACUCAGCAGUUGUUUGGACAUAGACUGUAGAAGGUAAAAAGAUGGUUUCACUUUGAACAAUGGGAAGAAUGAUAGUGGUAUUAUUACUAAGGAGAGUAAAGCAAGAAAGAGAAAUCAGUUUGGUCUAAUGUGUGUUUAAUUUGUGAUCACUGACAUCUCGGAAUACAUGGAAUUUCAAUGACAAUUUUAGGAGAAAAAUCUUGACUUAUGCCACAUUGAUCUUUUAUCUGAAAUCUAUGUAGCCUUAACAGAUAUCAUUAAAUGAAAGCAUCAGCAAUGGCAUAGUACAUUUUAUUAAAUAGAACUCACCCAAAAGUUAAUUUUAUUUAUUUGUGCAAAGGUACACUUUAGAUGAAAGUCAAGUUUGGCUUUGCUAGACCUUGUCACAAAUUAUCUCCUGAAAUUUAGUGUUUUGUCUAAAUGUUUGUAGGCACUUAUUUUACAGAAAGUCUAUAUUUUAAUGAGCACUGAAUUCCUUGUAUUAGUGACCCAUUUCAAAAACUAUGCUCAUUGAAAUUUAUAAUGAUAGAAACACCUUGGGAAAAUAGACCAUAUCUUCAUAGAAGUAAUAGUGAAAGUUGCUCAUCUAUUGGCUAUAUUAUGGAAUAUUUCUUUUCAUAAUGACAAUUUUUCUGAGGAGGGGACCAGAAGAGUCAUACCUUGAACACACCUUCUAAUUAGUUAUAUUGCCAACCUCAACUUCCUGGUUAAAGUCAUAAAAUCUUCUGGAUUUUGCAAGGUUUUAUACUCCAAUGACCCAAUUCAAUGCAGAAAUCCCAUCUGUAACCUUCUCCACAAGUAGUAGCUAACCAAUAGGAUACUUUGCAUUCCUUGGAAUCCUACUGUUUCACAUGGUAAACAAUUGAAGUUCUUACAAAAAAGUUUAAAUAUUGCCAAAAAUGUAAACGAAGUUGCUCUGUUUUUUGGGACUAAUGCCUGUUCUUCCUGCCCGUUCCUCAAAUCGGAAAGGCACUUAAUGUGCUCCUGACAGUACCAUCUCUUCCAAGAGUUCCCUCUUCCAGACUGAAUCCUCAGGUUUCAUCAAUAAAUUCUUCUGUUACUUUCCAGACUUCUUACCAUUACAUCUCCUUUAUCAAAACGCACCUGCCAUUAUUCAUGUUCCUUUUACACUGUGUCUCCAGAACUAACAACAUAGUAUUAUAGAUACUGUCUGACAAGUAUAACAUAGAGUACCCCAUUACCUCCCUUUAUCUUGACAUUGCUCUCUUAUUAUUAUCCUUAGAGUUACAUUAACUUUACUGACAGCCAUCACAUUCUCUGCUCAUAUUAUAUCUGCAUUAAAAUAUAUCUUUAGUUUUCUGUCUUUGUUUUAGUAUUAUGUCAUAUCCCCCCUGUUCUUUAUCUAGUUAGUAAUUUUCAUCAAAAAAUUCUAAUCUGGGCCUCCCUGGUGGUGCAGCAGUUGAGCACUGGGCUGCGAACCUGCCCGCAGCUUCUGCAACACUGGUUCGAUCCCCUGCCACAGGAGAGGGUCCCACAUGGCACACAGACCUCUCCUGCUGUGCCUGCUGCUCCCCUCAGCAGUGUACUUCAGUCCUUCUGCCUGUUCUGCUCCCUGCUGUGACUCUGGUGAAUUCUCUCACCCUCCCGCACUUCUGACUGUAACCAGUGCU